AUUUGCAAUAUAGGAUAACAGUAUUUCCAUGUUGAACAGCUUCUCCCCUCAGCAGACAGGUGUUCAGGUUUCAGUGUUUCACAGACUACAUUUUGCAACGUACCUCCAAGUUUCAGGAAUGGUGAUAAUACUGUACUACAUGGGUCGUAGCCCUCCUACCCGCUCAGUUGAUUUGGUUCUUCACGCCCUCAACUUAGCAGUCGAGUACAAGACCAUCAACUUGGUGGCGAGGGAACAUUUGACUCCUGAGUUCCUUAAGCUGAAUCCUUUGCAUACCAUUCCUCUCAUCGAUGACAAUGGAUUUAUCCUUUGGGAAAGUCGAGCAAUCAUGACAUACCUGGUGUCCAAGUACGGCAAGGAUGACUCUCUCUACCCGAAGGACCUCCAGCAGAGAGCGAUCGUGGACCAGAGACUUCACUACAGCAACGACGUCUUCUACAUCUCGAAGCUCGCAGCUCGAGAAUUGCUAUUGCACAAGAAGAAAAGUAUCCCGGCAGAACUACUCGUCAAAAUAAGGGAAGUCCAGGAAAACGUGGAGAAGCUCCUGAGAGGUCAGGAAUUUAUGGCUGGUGACUCUUUGACCUUGGCAGACUACAGCUACGUCACUCUCAUGGAUGUCCUUGAGACUGUGUGUCCGACCGAGAACAGAUGUCCUCUGACUAGCGCCUGGUUCCUUCGCUGCAAGACGGUUAUGAAGGACUUCGUCAAGGUCAACGAGAAUGGCGCCAGCCAGCUGAAAGAACUGCUCAAACAACAGUUGGAUUCCUAACUUAUGUCAAACCCAAAACUAAAUUGUUAGUAUACGUUGUAUUAUAACAAUUAAAUUGGAUUAGAUCAUCAGAA
This is a messenger RNA of Homalodisca vitripennis (glassy-winged sharpshooter), 843 nucleotides long. RefSeq names its product glutathione S-transferase 1-1-like. Gene Ontology annotation, biological process: glutathione metabolic process. NCBI's taxonomy places the organism in Eukaryota, Metazoa, Arthropoda, Insecta, Hemiptera, Cicadellidae. The record is from RefSeq and is a predicted model, not a curated record. The transcript has 6 exons. Bases 29 to 769 code for a protein of 246 amino acids. Gene Ontology annotation, molecular function: glutathione transferase activity.